Messenger RNA from Balaenoptera musculus (blue whale), 2856 nucleotides. RefSeq names its product cyclin dependent kinase like 3 (gene CDKL3). Gene Ontology annotation, biological process: negative regulation of axon extension; positive regulation of dendrite morphogenesis; protein phosphorylation. The transcript is spliced from 13 exons. The record is from RefSeq and is a predicted model, not a curated record. Bases 419 to 2203 code for a protein of 594 amino acids. Gene Ontology annotation, cellular component: nucleus. NCBI's taxonomy places the organism in Eukaryota, Metazoa, Chordata, Mammalia, Artiodactyla, Balaenopteridae. Gene Ontology annotation, molecular function: cyclin-dependent protein serine/threonine kinase activity; ATP binding.
GAGAAGGGGACGGGACGUAGGAGAGCUCGUUAUUGGAGCCCUUUAGCAGGGACCCUAUCCAUUUUGGCUUCCUCAACUAAUCGACCAAUUAUUGUUCUCUGUGCUCAGGCUGGAGAUUGUGAUUAAGAAACACCGAAACCGAAACACCAACCCGUUUCCCCCUCUUUUACUAGUUUAGGCUCAACCGGGUGGGGAGAGAGGGACGCAUCCGGGGCCAGAGAUAUCAGGGAAAGAAGGUGGGAUGACGUAAGAUCACGUGACUGCCGGCGGCGUUGUCAACAAUCCACGCCUAAGGGGGAGGGGACGAAGUAUCUAGAACCACGUGUCCCUAUGACGCGAUUAGAACGGAUCACGUGAGAGCGUCGCCUGGAUCCGAGUUUCCUCCAGGUCUUUGAACCGGAAGAAGCUGGGCUUGAAAAUGGAGAUGUAUGAAACCCUUGGAAAAGUGGGAGAGGGAAGUUAUGGAACAGUCAUGAAGUGUAAACAUAAGGAUACUGGGCAGAUAGUGGCCAUUAAGAUAUUUUAUGAGAAACCAGAAAAGUCUGUCAACAAAAUUGCAACGAGAGAAAUAAAGUUGCUAAAGCAAUUUCAUCAUGAAAACCUGGUCAAUCUGAUUGAAGUUUUUAGACAGAAAAAGAAAAUUCAUUUGGUGUUUGAAUUUAUUGACCACACAGUAUUAGAUGAGUUACAACAUUAUUGUCAUGGACUAGAGAGUAAACGACUUAGAAAAUACCUCUUCCAGAUUCUUCGAGCAAUUGCAUAUCUUCACAAUAAUAAUAUCAUUCAUCGAGAUAUAAAACCUGAGAAUAUUUUAGUAUCCCAGUCCGGAAUUACUAAACUCUGUGAUUUUGGUUUUGCACGAACGCUAGCAGCUCCUGGAGACAUUUAUACGGACUAUGUGGCCACACGCUGGUAUAGAGCUCCAGAAUUAGUAUUAAAAGAUACAUCUUAUGGAAAACCUGUGGAUAUCUGGGCUUUGGGCUGUAUGAUUAUUGAGAUGGCCACUGGAAAUCCCUAUCUUCCUAGCAGCUCUGAUUUGGAUUUACUUCAUAAAAUUGUUUUAAAAGUAGGCAAUUUGACACCUCACUUGCAGAAUAUCUUUUCCAAGAAUCCCAUUUUUGCUGGGGUGGUCCUUCCUCAAGUUCAACACCCCAAAAAUGCAAGAAAAAAAUACCCAAAGCUAAAUGGAUUGUUGGCAGAUAUUGUUCAUGCUUGUUUACAAAUUGAUUCUGCUGAGAGGAUAUCAUCUACUGAUCUUUUACAUCAUGAGUAUUUUACUAGAGAUGGAUUUAUUGAAAAAUUCAUACCAGAACUGAGAGCUAAAUUGCUACAAGAAGCAAAAGUCAAAUCAUUCAUAAAGCCAAAAGAGAAUUCUAAAGAAAAUGAAUUUAUGAAAGAUGAUAGAAAAACAAUUUAUACUAAUACACUGCUAAGUACUUCAGUUUUGGGAAAGGAAAUGGAAAAAGAGAAAAAGCCCAAGGAGAUCAAAGUCAGAGUUAUUAAAGUUAAAGGAGGAAAAGGAGAUAUCUUAGAACCAGAAAAGAUAGAGUGUGAAGGUCGACAUUGUCAACAGGAUGCAGUUGAAAUUGCUCAUACUAUGUCUCAAGAUAUAAAACCUGUAAUCAGUGAACCACCAAACCCUGUCAAUCCCAGCCCUAACUCUAUGGGCAUGAAAGACGAUCCACAUGCUGGAAGUAGUAUGGUGAUGCCACCCAUCAAUCUAACUAGCAGGAAUUUGAUGGCUUCAAAUCCUAAUUCAAAUCUCUCCCACUACAAUUCAAGGUUAACUGAAAGAGCAAAAAAGAGACGUACUUCUUCACAAUCUAUUGGACAAGUUAUAUCUAAUAGGCAUGAGGAUGCAGGUCCCACUCAAAGCCAAAUGGAGAAGGGUGUGUUUAAUGAGCGAACAGGUCAAAGUGACCAAAUGGCAAAUGGAAACAAAAGGAAGCUGAAUUUUUCCAGAACUAACAGGAAAGAAUUCCAUUUCCCAGAAUUGCCUUUCACAAUACAGUCAAAGGAGAUGAAAGGAAUGGAAGUUAAACAGAUAAAAGUGCCGAAGAGGGAAUCAAAGAAAACAGAUUCAUCUAAAAUACCAACUUUACUUAAUGCAGAUCAAUAUCAAGAAAAACAAGAGGGUGGAGAUGGCCAUUGUAAGGGGAAGAAUUUGAAGAGGAACAGAUUUUUUUCUGGUAGUGUCUUUUAAAUCUUAAAAAUACAAAUUGACAAGUCUUCCCUUUUAAUUUUAUGUACAAUAGAAAUGUAACAUGAGCUGUUAAGACAGCAAUUCGUUGGUAUCAUCAUCCAACUUUGUUUUGCUAGCAAACCAUUCACUGUUUUCUUCUUUCUUUCUUCUAAGAAUUCUGCUGAUGUGAUAUCUUGAUUUGGAAUUAAAAAGUCGUCUACUCUCUGCCUGCUUCUUUACUUGCUGUGAUUACUGAGUAGGUAACACGUCCUGUCACAUGACACACACCGUAUUUAUACUGAUCUCUGCCCUCUGCUAGUCACAUAGCCUAAGUGUCAGUUAUUUCCUAGAAUGCUCAGGCUUCCUGAAGUGAGUUCUCAAUGAAAUAUCUGACAUUUUUCUAAAAGCAGUUCAUUACUAUUACAUGAUUACAUAGCUGACUAACAUGUUCUGUUAUAAUAUUUAUAACAUAAUAUUUAUAAAGUAUCAGAAAAUUAUAUGGUGUUUAAAUAUUAAUUUUUUUUAUCCCUUUCAACAACUGCCAGCACUCUUCCAGUUUCCUAGUUCAGUCUGAUAGUGCCUUUUAUGUGGUACAAACUUUUUCUAUUUAUGUAUGACCCAGAAGAGGUAUACUACCAAAAUUCUUGAUUGUCAUAUUUUUCAAAAAACAAUAA